Molecule: messenger RNA, 3291 nt
Organism: Symbiodinium pilosum
Lineage: Eukaryota; Dinophyceae; Suessiales; Symbiodiniaceae
Source: the annotation of a GenBank genome assembly
AUGAACACAGAUAUCCUGCUGACUCCAACAGGUCCAGAUGAGGCGAUGUCGUUGGAGAUCGAAGACAAAGCUCGAGUUCCACUGAGCACACGCGCAGCAGGAGACAUUGUCAAAGUGGCUUUCAAGCCUGGAUUUGCCAAGAUAUCACAAGGCAGAGUGUUCUGUGGCUUUGAUCGGGCAACUAGUAAGGGCGACGGCAAAGAGGAGUUCGUACUCAAGGUGGUGCCCGUGUUUGUGUUCCGCAGUAUACCUCGAAGUUCUGUCAACGACCUCUUGGUGAACGGCCAUUUUGAGGACAUCAUCGGGAUGCUUCUACCCUCACCUGAACAUGAUGCCACAGCCAUUCGUGGCGUGCCGCUGGCAGUGAUCCAGGCCUGCAAUUGGUGCUAUGCAGUGCUGGCGAAGGAGUUGGAGUCCAGUGAGGACAAGACGCCGUUGGAUGGACUGAAUCCUGAGCGCGUGCCGGUCUUUCCCUUCUUGCGCUUGGCCCUUGACAUCAUCCAUCGCCUUGAAGCUGCACGCCCUGGAGACGCAGAGUUCGCUGUGGCAUGCAUUGCUGAGCACAGCAAAGCAAUGCCUGCAGAGAAGCCUGACAUCAUGAAACGCAGACGCCGCGAAGAGUGCGGUUCUCAAGUAUUGGCACAGCUUCUUGGUGUUACGGAUGACAAGAUGGAAGUCCGCAGCAAGCUGUUCUACGUGACGGCUGCAACCAAAGACGGUAUGCUGAAGCCGGCGCAUGCCAAAGUAUCCUGGUCGCAGCAUCAAGGGACCUACUCUUGCGAGUCUGUACCUGAAGCCUUUGUCUCAAGCGUCGCCUUCGGCUACCUGGCUGGCCCCUCCUUUGUCUCCUCCCCUCACCAGCCAAGCAGUCGUGUGCUCCGACGUGCCGUCGAUGAAAGCACCACAGAGGCUGCGGAAGAGCGGCACUUGCCACUUCCAGAGGCAACCCACUUUGUUGAGGAAGAGGCGGCAGGUUGCAUUGAGGAGGGGUGCACGGUGGAAGACAUCAUGAGGAUCCGGCAGAAGCUCGAAACGGAUGAAGGAAGGAUUCGGGAAGCCAUUGAGAUGCUUCAGGUGGCUCGUGACUCCUUCUCGGUGGACUCCUCACCGGGCAUCGGUCUUCUGCGGAUGUCGCUGAGCCGGAUCCACAGCCUGAACAACAAGCUCCAAAGUCUGAUUGGGACCCAUAGCGAGCAGUUUGCGAAGGCCAUCUGUUUCGGGCUUGCAGUUGCGCAGCCGCGACGUGCCUUGUGGCAGGAUUUCGGAGCUUACUUGGCUUUUGGCCAUGGCGAGACUGGCGUAAGUGUGAGUAGCGCGGAGGAAGCAGUAUUCUAUAUUCGAUUCUUUUACAGGCCGACAGUGAAUGCUCGGGACACCGGUGUGGAGCCAGUAGACAUCAACAGUAGCCUGUGCUGUGCAAACCCCUCAGCGAAGGACUGUGCAGACAGCAAGCUGGGGUCAGCCAUUGCAAUGCUGUACCAACGGUUUUGCUGCCUGCUGGCAUGGCAUGUGUUAACGGAGAGCGCAGCACAAGUCGGCUGUCCGCCGAGCGACGAUGCUGCACUGCUGCAGCUGAAGCCUGGUGAAGGUCCAUCUGAAUACGGCUAUUUUACUUGGAUGAGCGACUUGCAUGGAGAUCCCUUCUACACAUCAGACAUUCGACAGUGCCGCAAGAAGAGCUUGCUAGCUCUGAAGGAUCAAGCCUUCGGGGCGAUGGGGUGCGACCCGCCAAUCUCUUUGAUGAUCUCAGCAGCAUCUGCCGCCAAAGCUACGGGACGCGAGACAUCUUUUUUGCUCUACACUGGCGACUUCUCGAGGCAUGCUAUAGAGCUUAUGCCAGACCCGCAUUCUAACGUUUCCAAUGUGAUUGGACAAGUGGCAUCAGUCAUCAAGGGUCAUUUUGCAGACACCCCGGCCAUUUUCGGUGCCCUUGGAAAUGAUGAUGGAAUGCGGAAUUACUUCCAACUCAUCACAUCCGACCAGCCUGCCAAUGACUGGUUUGUCCUGGUGGCAGAAAGGUUGAGUUCCAGUUGGUCUUUAGGUGCUGACGCUGUGAAGGAGUACAAGUACGGAGGCUACUUUGAGACACGUGCGGGCAAUCUCACCAUUCUGAGUCUUGCAACGGUGAUCUAUUCUGUGCGGCACGAGCCCGCGCAGCUGGAGGUGGAUCCUUUUGGGCAGUUUGCCUGGCUGUCACACAAGCUGAAGGCAGCUGUACAUGAUAGUCGGAAGGACUACCAGCACUGCUUUGAGAAGGCAAUCUCUGAGACUAGCACAAAUCAUCAGUUUGGUCAGCGUCCGUUCAACGUCGCUCGCUUGCUGCAGAGCAUCCCCAAAGGCUUUGAUGACGAGGAAACCUUUCUUUUGAGCAAGCUGCUGCGUUGGGCGGAAUUAGCCAAGACGCAACAAGCUUUGGAGGUGCUGAAUUUGGCGCAUCACGGCUCGUGGCAAGAGCUGCUGCACAAGUAUGGUCCAGCUUUGGGGAGGUCUCUGGAAACAGGAAGCUCUCUGGACUCUGAGAUCGGUGAAAGUGUGGGAAAAGGAGGGGACAAGGAGAAAGCCUUGCCAGAAGAGCUGAAGAAAUCAGACUUGCUGAAGUUCGUCACCCUGCUACUGAGCUCCAAGGAGCCGAGCUUACGCGCCUCCUGCUUCCGAGCUAUUGCUGCGCUGAGUGCGAGGCCGUUCCGAGAACAGCGACUAUUCAAGAUGGUCAAGUUCUCAAAGCUGUGCAUGGAGCAGCCUGACACGAAGACAACAAAGUGCUAUCAGGGCCUGCCGCCCCAGAGCCUCACGUUCUCCAUACCAAGCUACUGCAUUGUUCAUCCGCCCUUUGCCUAUAGCUUCUGGGUCUACAUGCAGGAGCCCACGUCAAGAGGCGAAUUCGGCAGAAAGACGUACUUUCUGAUGGGUCACUACAUGCCAGCAGGCAGCAGCACGCCUGUCAUCUCGGUUGCCCUUGCAGCGGGGCACGGGCAUUCGGGGCAGGACGGUCGGCUUGAGCUUUGGUUAGGGAACGACUGCAAGGCUCCAGACAACGAAGAGGGCGAGAAAGUGGUGGAAGCAAAGCUUCAGGGUCGUAUCCAGCUUUCGUCCCUGCCGCCAGAGCCCUUGCGUGCGGUUUGCUACGUGGGCUUUCCACCUCCAGAGCUGCUCAACUACCAGAACUCCAUCAGCAUCAUGGAAGGUCUCAUUGCACAGAUGACUUACCAUGACGAGGGCCUCACAAAGAGUCAAGUCUACAACGCCUACUUCAGGUCGCGACACAUGCUUCCGGCGGAGCCGGGGGUCUAA